This is a messenger RNA of Hydra vulgaris (swiftwater hydra), 2587 nucleotides long. Its product is annotated as UV radiation resistance-associated protein. Gene Ontology annotation, biological process: SNARE complex assembly. The record is from RefSeq and is a predicted model, not a curated record. Gene Ontology annotation, molecular function: SNARE binding. NCBI's taxonomy places the organism in Eukaryota, Metazoa, Cnidaria, Hydrozoa, Anthoathecata, Hydridae. Gene Ontology annotation, cellular component: lytic vacuole; endosome.
AAGCAGUCAAGGGGUUUAACAAAGUUAUUGGUUUCAUAUCAAUGCCCUACCACAUUCCCUAUUAGCACAAGGACCUGCAAGUAAUAUUAGACGCUCUAAAUUAAGGCUGUUGAGACAAUUCACAAGAAACCAUAUCUAUAAUUGUUUAAAAGUAUAUAUACUUAAUGGCUGUUGCAACCAUUCAAAGUUAUGUUGAAUGGUCAUAGUCGCUUUCGAACACGCUUUGAAGUCAGCAAACAUACCAAUCUUCCUACUCAACAGCGUCGUCUCCGUCAUCUUACAUGCAUAAUUGGAAGAAAUAUUGAUGCAAAACUAGUUCCGGUAACUCGACAGAAUAAAUAUUCUCUUCUAAGCUUAUACUUUACACUUCAUGCAUCAGAUAAUCAAAACAAAGCAGUCAAGACAGCCAAUAUCUUUGACUUGCAACCAGCAGUAAAGACAGAUCUCAUUUUAUACAAAAGUGAAGUAAUUGAAAACACACUUAAUCCAAACUGGCGUGAUUUUGAUCCUGAAGUUUUUUUAAAAGACUCAUCCAAGAAAAAAGAUUCUUCUGUUCUUCUUUGUAUAUGGGGGUCUUGCAAAAAUAAUGAUUUCAAAAUAAUAUUAAAUUACCACGUUAAUUUUUCUGGUCUGCAAUAUUUUACAGAGCAGUUACGUUCACAAGACCAUCGCUAUGAAACCAAUUGUAUUUUGUUUCGUUUGUUUGGUGGCUUUUAUUGUGCACCAAAGGACGACUGUGCAAUUGAAAAUGAAGUAAAAAAUCAGUUUGUUAAAGUUCACAUUGACCAACUUAUGCCUUCUUACAAGAAAGCUUCUCUUUUGCGCAUUCAUUCUUCAUUAAAAGCAAUCCAUCAGGCAAAAUUGCAAGUUGAAAAAGUGCAGUAUCAGAUGGUUCAGUUGCUUGCGUCAUCAAAAGAAAAAACGAGAAAAAACACUGAAAAAGAGACAAUUAUAUUGCGAAAUAAACUUAUGCGAGAGGAGUUAAAGGUUCUCAAACAAAAAAUUCUCUAUGAAAGAAGUGCUUCUUCAGAACAGAAUGGAUGGCUAUGUAGUCGAGAGAAUGAGUUAAAAAAAAGAUUGAAAGAGCUAUCUCUGAGUCAAGAAGCCAUGGGAGUCAGUCACACCUUUCACAUUCAGAGAAGGGAGCUUCUUGUUCAAGUUACUGCUCAAAUAAACUACAGAAUACGACAAUUAGCGGCUGACUUGAUUAAUAUUUACACAAUUAGAGAAUUGCCAAUUAACGAAAAAAAUAAACGAGAGUAUACAAUUUGUGGAGUCAGAUUACCAAACUCUGAAGAUUUUAAUGGUGAAGAUGAAACAAUGUUAGCUGUUGCUGUUGGUUAUGUUGCACAUUUAGUUUAUAUGAUGGCGAAGUUUACAGAAUUGCCUCUAAGAUAUCCCAUUUGCCCAAUGGGUUCUCGUUCUUCUGUUCAAGACCUUGUAACUGAUAAACUGACAGACAAAGAAAGGGAGUUUCCUUUAUUUUCAAAAGGGAAAGAGAAGUUUCAUUUUCGAUAUGGAAUGUUUCUGUUAAACAAAAAUAUAGCACAGCUUCGUUACCACAAUAAGUUGGGUACAACAGAUCUGCGAAAUACACUUCUUAAUUUAAAAAAUCUGUUUGAAGCGAAAUUUGGUUUGAGGUUUGAUUUAAAUAACUCCCUUGAUGCUCGAUCUGGUCAAAAUCAAUUUGCGCUUGGUAAUCCUAGCCACCGGCAUUCUUUGCCUUUUGGAGCAAUAAAUUCUGAACCAGUUUCAUUUCAAAGCAGUUCCUCGCUUAAUAAGGAAAACUAUUUUUCGGGACUUCCAAAUGUGCACGUAAAAGCGCAUCAUCAACACCGUUUUAUAGCCAGGAAAAAUGUAAAGCCUAAAAUUCAUAAAUCGCUUAGCCUUCCUAAUGGAUUAACUUCAACGUCUCCAGACCUUAUUCAAACGCCGUUUGAAGAUAUAUUACGGCAAAGUCGGGAAAUUUCUGAUGUAAAGCAGAUACAUUCCUCUAUGACUGCUAUAUCAGAAAUAAAAGUUCACGAACAACUUGAUUCGCAUGAAGACAUUGUAGUGAAAUUAGAUGCGCAAGAAAUUAAACGACAACUUAGUGACGCUCUUAUUAUCCCAGACCCUUUUGAAGAUCAUCAUUUAGAUUUCGAAGAGCGUCAUUUAGAAAAUAUUUUAGUGUAGAUUCUUUUUGCAUCAAUUGUUUUUACUCGCUAAUGGAACUACUUUAUGACCUUUUGUGUUUUAGAUUGUGACAUGACUUAUUUGUGACGUCGCAUUAAUUUUAAUAUUUAUAAUUGUUUAAUUUACAUUUUUCUUUCCUUUUUUUAAAAUAAAACUCAUUCUUCUUUACUUUUUCUUAAUCCUUGACUUGAAGUCGAUGUGUAUAUAACGAAACGAAAAUAGAUAUAACUUACGGUGGAAAACUAACACUUGAAACUGCUGCUAACGACCCCUUGUCAGUCGGCGACGGUUAAUUGUUCAAAGAAAUGGUUUUGUGAGAUAAAAUCUUGUACAAAAUAUAAUAGAUGUAUUAUAACAAAUUUUAAUAAAAUAUUUUUUUAUAUUAACUUUAGUAAAAAUACUUAUUUCUUAA